AUGGUUGAGAAAUGUUUAACGGAGUGGGAAAUAGAAAACGUUUUCACAAUUUCUGUUGACAAUGCAAGUGCGAAUGAUGUGGCAAUUGACUUCUUGAAAAAAAGUUUUCAAAACUCCAACAAGUGUCUUCUAAAUGGGAAAUGGAUGCACAUUCGAUGUAUUGCCCACAUUUUAAAUUUAGUGGUGCAAGAUGGCAUAAAAAAAGUUGAUAAGGCGGUGGAGAUAGUUCAAUGGGCGGUUAAAUGGAUUAGGCAAUCGCCUUCUAGAAUUCAUAAGUUUACCGAGUUUGCUAAGGUUGCUAAUCCCGGUAUAACAAAACACUUGAAGAGAGAUGUGCCAACAAGAUGGAACUCUAAUUACCAUAUGUUGGAAAUUGCCCAAGCUUACGAAAAAACUUUUGAGAGAUAUGAUCUUGAGGAAUUUGAUUUUCGAUACGAAAUUGAAAAGGCGGGUUUGUCGAUACCUUCAUCAAGCGAUUGGGAAAGGGUUAGGAAUGGUAGCAUAAAUGACACAAUCGAUUAUGAAAAAGAUUGGGAAGAAAAUCAACAAAUUGACAGAGAAUUGAGCAAGAUGAAGUAGUGAAUGUGCAAGAAGAACGAGUAGGUGCAAGAAACGAGUAUAUUUAUGAAUGUCUUUUGGAACUUGAAUGUUAUUAUUUUCAUAAUAUGUAAUGGAUUUCUAUGUUUUCUAGAUUUAAGACGUGAGUUUUUUUGGUAAAUGCAAAAUAUAUGCAUAUACAUUGAUAUCAAGUAAUGAUUGACUUUGG
This is a messenger RNA of Lactuca virosa, 766 nucleotides long. Lineage: Eukaryota; Viridiplantae; Streptophyta; Magnoliopsida; Asterales; Asteraceae. The record is from the annotation of a GenBank genome assembly.